This is a messenger RNA of Setaria italica (foxtail millet), 1410 nucleotides long. Its product is annotated as probable xyloglucan endotransglucosylase/hydrolase protein 8. Bases 246 to 1199 code for a protein of 317 amino acids. Gene Ontology annotation, cellular component: cell wall; apoplast. The transcript has 4 exons. Lineage: Eukaryota; Viridiplantae; Streptophyta; Magnoliopsida; Poales; Poaceae. Gene Ontology annotation, molecular function: hydrolase activity, hydrolyzing O-glycosyl compounds; xyloglucan:xyloglucosyl transferase activity. Gene Ontology annotation, biological process: cell wall biogenesis; xyloglucan metabolic process. The record is from RefSeq and is a predicted model, not a curated record.
UUAGCUUUUAAACAAGCGCGCCCCUGCCUGCCUGCCCCGUCUCAUCUGAUAGGUCGCGAUAGGAGGACGCGCCUGCUCCGCCUUGUGCUUUGCCCCGCCCCAAAGCAUCCGCCACCAAACCCAGCGUCACUCUCGAUCACUCCCCUCUGCGUCGGCAGCUCUGCCCUCUCCCUCCCGUUCCCUUCCCCGGUUGCGAGGCACGGCGAUCUCGGCUCGGAUCAGGCCGUCUCGGCUACCUACCAGCGAUGGGAAUGGGAUCGCGGCGGCGCCCAUGCGUGGGCGGUGGUGAUCUUCUCGCCGUCGCGGUGCUGCUGCUCUCUUGCCUCUCCCGCGGCGCGUCCGCCGCGGACCCGGCGGCGUCUUUCGGCGACAACUUCGAGAUCACGGGCGCCGAGGACCACGUCAAGACCUCCGCCGACGGCCAGACCUGGUACCUCUACCUCGACAACAAGACAGGCGUCGGGUUCCAGACGAAGCAGCGGUACCUCUUCGGGUGGUUCAGCAUGAAGCUCAAGCUCGUCGGCAACGACUCCGCCGGCGUCGUCACCGCCUACUACAUGUGCUCGGACGUGGACGCGGCCCCGCAGCGCGACGAGCUUGACUUCGAGUUCCUGGGCAACCGGACGGGGCAGCCCUACAUCAUCCAGACCAACGUGUACCACAACGGCGUCGGCGGCCGGGAGAUGCGCCACUCGCUCUGGUUCGACCCCACCGCCGACUUCCACACCUACGCCAUCCUCUGGAACCCCAAGCACAUCGUGUUCUUCGUGGACAAGGUGCCGAUCCGCGUGUACCCGAACGACGCGAGCAAGCCGGCCAGCAACGGCUUCUUCCCGGUGUCCAAGCCCAUGUACAUCUUCUCCAGCAUCUGGAACGCCGACGACUGGGCCACGCGGGGCGGCCUGGAGAAGACGGACUGGGCCAAGGCGCCCUUCGUCUCCUCCUACCGCGACUUCGCCGCCGACGCCUGCGCGUGGCCGGGAGAGCCCGGCGCGCCGUCGCCGCCGCCGGCGUGCGCGGCCGCCACCGGGGACAGCUGGUGGGACCAGCCGCCGGCGUGGGCGCUGGACGAGGCGCAGCGGCUGGACAACGCAUGGGUGGGGCGCAACGUGCUCAUCUACGACUACUGCGACGACCGCAAGCGGUUCCCCACGCCGCCCGAGGAGUGCGCGCUCCGGAACGCCGGCGCCGCCUCGUGACGGGACCUCGCCGACGAAGACGAUCAGCAGGAUCAUCGGUUGACGAGAUGAUGAUUCAUUUUUCGUGUGUAACUGGUUAUCGAUUUUUGGGGAGAAAGGUCGUAUAUGGUGGCCAAGAUCGAUGGUUGUCGCGUUGGUACGAACAAUGUAUCGGUCAUUCUUUUGGGGGAAUGGAUUCAAUUUUGCCGCUCCAAAGCAAUCUGUUCCUUGA